AGUGAAAAUACCCGCUAUUACCUCAAUCGUCUAGACCAAAUAGCUAUUCCAAACUAUGUCCCAACUAACGAAGAUAUUGUCUGGUCUCGUCGCCCCACAGAUUCCAUAAUCGAGGAAGAUAUUCGAGUCCACGGAACCUCCCUUGUCUUUAUCGAUGUCGGGGGUCAGACAAAGGAGAGGCGAAAGUGGUGCCAAAUCUUCAACGAUAUGAAUUCCAUACUUUUUCUUGUCGGUUCCUCCCAUUUUGAUGAACUCUAUAUGGAUCGAGUAACAGGUGAAUAUCGGAAUAAACUCCGUGAAGCUAUGGCAGUUUUUGAGGGAUUAAUUAACUUCGAAAGUUUCAGAAGAGUUUCUAUUAUCAUCUUUUUCAAUAAGAGUGACCUCCUUAGGGAAAAAAUUGAAGCUCGACGUUCCGGAAUUCGAGCUCACUUUUCAGAGUUUCCUGCGAACGCCGAUGAAUUUAAUCUUGUUGAAGUUCAAAAGUUUCUCGUGGAGUCGUUUGCUUCACUAGUAGAUCCCAUUGUAUUUUCCUCCACAACUGAGCCGACUCCCACAUCUUCCCCCAUGAAUCAGAACCGAUCAAGUUGGUUCCAAAGACGAUCAACAGAAUCUCAGCAGAUAAAAAUGCGUCGAAGUGCUUCCUUGAACGCUAACUACUCCCGAAGAACAACUUCUCUGGACAGAGUUCCGCGUAAACGCACCAUCUACAGGCAUUUCACUACCGCUGUCGAUAGAAAGAACAUUCAAAUGGUUUUUAAUGCAAUGCAGGACACAAUCCUUCAGAACAACCUUCGAAGGCUAAUGAUGAAUUGA
Messenger RNA from Rodentolepis nana, 813 nucleotides. The record is from the annotation of a GenBank genome assembly. Lineage: Eukaryota; Metazoa; Platyhelminthes; Cestoda; Cyclophyllidea; Hymenolepididae.